Messenger RNA from Rhineura floridana, 1880 nucleotides. It is a transcript of the gene CFL2, whose product is annotated as cofilin 2. Gene Ontology annotation, biological process: cell motility; actin filament fragmentation; actin filament severing. The transcript has 4 exons. Gene Ontology annotation, molecular function: actin filament binding. The record is from RefSeq and is a predicted model, not a curated record. Gene Ontology annotation, cellular component: actin cortical patch; actin cytoskeleton; cytoplasm. Lineage: Eukaryota; Metazoa; Chordata; Lepidosauria; Squamata; Rhineuridae. Bases 607 to 1056 code for a protein of 149 amino acids.
CCGCCUGCACUUGCUUGCUCCCUCCCUGCCUCCCCCUACCGGGCCCAAUCCCAACAACUGCACGGUCGAGAGAGGAGAGGUGAAGGCAGCUGUUCUUACUUACAGCCGUCUGGUCUCCGCUGCUGAACUGCCUGUUGAGCAAGGGAGCUGGAGGCACCUGCAAGGAGCAUCCACGGUCUCCGCUCACUUUAGCUGCCUCGGUGGGCAGCUAUACCAUCCAGAGCUCAGCAGCUGCUACUCCUCUCUUUGCAACCACCACCUCUGCUGCUCUCUCUCGGCCAAUUGCUCGGAUGGCCGCGGAGCAAAGGAGAAAGCAGCCGCGGCGUCCGCUUGGUUGCAGCGUAGAGUGAAAAACUGACCAAAGCCAAACUGUCGAGAGGAGGCAAAACUGAAUAGCUGAGGUGGCUGUAAGGUGUAUCCUUCGCUCGCCUUCUCUCUGCGGGCAACAAACGCGGAAGACUUGGCCGCUGCGCUUCCCAGCUGCCGCGCGCCCCUCGGCAGGUGCUCCUCGUCGUCGCUUGUUCCGCUGCUCAGUCAUUGGCUGAGGCGAUCAAACAAGCUUCUGGAGUAACAGUGAAUGAUGAAGUCAUCAAGGUUUUCAAUGACAUGAAAGUACGAAAAUCUUCAACGCCAGAAGAGAUUAAAAAACGAAAGAAAGCAGUUCUCUUCUGUUUAAGUGAUGACAAACGACAAAUAAUUGUAGAAGAAGCAAAGCAGAUACUAGUUGGUGACAUAGGUGAUACGGUGGAGGAUCCUUAUACGUCCUUUGUGAAGCUCUUACCUUUGAACGAUUGCAGAUACGCUUUGUAUGAUGCAACUUAUGAAACAAAGGAGUCUAAAAAAGAAGACCUGGUAUUUCUAUUCUGGGCUCCAGAGAGUGCCCCUUUAAAAAGCAAGAUGAUCUACGCAAGCUCUAAAGAUGCCAUUAAAAAGAAAUUCACAGGUAUUAAACACGAGUGGCAAGUAAAUGGUUAUGAUGAUAUUAAAGAUCGUUCAACACUGGGAGAGAAACUAGGAGGCAACGUGGUAGUUUCACUUGAAGGAAAACCCUUAUAAAAGGACAGACAAGUGCCAUCUGGAGCUUCCAUUUCUGCAGCUCAUUCAAUUGGAAUAGCAUUAGUUCCUUUUGCCCCACCUUCCCAGAACCCAAACACCUGAAGGAGAUGUCAUUAAACAGUCUACAAAUGAUCACCAUUAGAUUGUUUUUAAACCUGAUAGUUUUAUGUAGAAUCCAAGGAAUGCCUCACAUCAUAUUCUUAGCCAAAACUGAUGAUGUGGGUAUUGUUUGAAAAUGUGUACAAUGAAUGUGAUAGUUGGUGUGGAUAGUCUUGCCAAGCAACAAAAGGUUUAAGAUAAUUGAUUGCCUUUAAAGUACUGUCCAAUGGUCAAAUGGUAGACUCUAUUCAGUAUUACUUUACAGUUGCACUUGAUUUCAGUUCCAUGCGGCUCUUGUGCAUUCAUAAACCUCACCUGCCUUGACAAGCCUAUUUUUUGUGGCAUGGCAGCACACAACACUAUGCAUUUAAAGCACUUUUUUUGUAAUAUGUUCUAUUUCCCCAUUCCCCAAGGAAUGCCAAUUAAGUUUCUGUAAUUGUCAUCAAACUGUUAUAGUACCCCAGUCUUCAUUCUUGUUACUUACAUACAUACCUUUAUAAAUGAAUUAGCUGUUAAUUAUUCCUUUUUGUUUUCUGUUGAAUGUACACUACUGAACCGGAGUAGGAACUGUCUGUUUACCAUGCAAAUCUUGCAACACUAAAGAUGUUUUGUAAAACAUCAGUCAUAAUGGCAAUUUCUGUAUAAAAAGAGCCUUAAAUGGAAUGCUGUUUUUGAGAUUAAAUAUAUUGGCCACGUUGCAAUAAAACCGGUGGCUUAUUACAGAA